This is a messenger RNA of Amphimedon queenslandica, 795 nucleotides long. RefSeq lists its product as uncharacterized. NCBI's taxonomy places the organism in Eukaryota, Metazoa, Porifera, Demospongiae, Haplosclerida, Niphatidae. The transcript has 2 exons. Bases 1 to 795 code for a protein of 264 amino acids. The record is from RefSeq and is a predicted model, not a curated record.
AUGGAGGCAUUGAAAAAUCAAGAAAUACAAAAAUACCUUCAACAGCUGCAAGAAAAAGAGGAGGAAAUACAAAAUUACUUUAAUCAAUUGCAAGAGAAAAAUCAAGAAAUACAAGAGUUGUCUCGUCAGUUGUGGGAGAAGGAGAAAGAAAAAGCAGAAAAAGAUCAAGAAAUACAAAAAUACCAAUAUCAGUUACAAGAGAAGGAGAAAACUGAUGCACUAACAAAGCAAGAAAUAGAAAAAUACUGUCAACAAUUGCAAGAAAAAGAGCAAGAGAACUUAAAGAAGGAGAAAGAAAAACAGAUAUAUUAUCAAAAAAUACAAGAAAGUGAACUAAGAGAGAAGACCAAAACAAAACAAAAGCAUUCUCUACAAUUGUCAGAAAAAGAAAAAGAAAUUCAAAGAUGCCAUCAGCAUUUAAGAAAAGAGGAAGCAGAAAAGGAGCAAUAUUGCCAUCAGCUAAAAGAAAAUGAGAAGAAUUAUAUUCAACAGUUACAGGUGAAAGACCAGGAACUUACAGAAAUGCGAAAGUAUCAUCAUCUUCAGUUACAAGAGAAUGAGGCAAAAAUAAAGCAAAAAAUGCAAAAUUUUGAUCACGAGUUACAAAAGAUGAAGAAAGAGCUAGAAGACAAAGAAAAAGAGAUGCAAAAGUACCAAUAUCAGUUACAAGAGAAGGAGAAAACUGAUGCACUUUCAAAAAAAAGAAACAGAAAUUCAAAGAUGCCUUCAAAAUUUAAGAAAAAAGGAAGCAGAGAAGGAGCAAUAUCGCCGUCAGCUAAAAGAAAACGAAAAUAA